AUGCACAGAUUAUUCUGGGUGAUUGCGUUUGUCAUUGCCGUGCUGACUGCUGCUUACUUCAUAUCCAACUUGUUCAGCAAGUGGCGCAACAGUCCUGUCAUCAUGAGCCUUUCACCCAAAGCAACCUCCCUCACUGCCUUUCCCUUCCCUGCCAUCACAAUCUGCAAUAUGAACAAUGCUAAGAAGUCAAUAGCAAAGUCCAUACUGAGAGAGGCAAAGUACAAUGAGCCGAACCUGAGACGCAAGUUGCUUCACGAUGUGUGCAAGUUUGAACAGUACGAUGCUGAUGCUAGUUUAGACAACCACACUGUUGAAUGGAACCACUACCUUAGCUUCAUGGUCAAUGUUUCUCAACCAUGCCGGGAGAUGGUAGCUGCCUGCUUCUGGCACAGUGAACAACGUGAUUGCAAUGAUUUGUUCAACGCUGCUUUGACAGAUGAGGGGAUUUGCUGUACUUUCAACCGAGUGAAGAAAAAUUUCCUCUUUCACAACAACACUGAUUCUUCAGAAUUGAACGUCACCUAUCCGUUCGACUCGGUCGACUGGACACCCGAGCAUGGUUACCCAGACAAUGUGUCUGUAGACGACGUACCUUGGCGACCGUGGGGACCUGGCAGCCAUCUUGGACUGACAAUCGUACUUGACGCUAAUCUCAAAGAGUACUACUGUUCAUCAGAAGUCAGUAUUGGAUUUAAGGUGGUACUACACAAUCCAGUCGAGACGCCAAAAGUGUCUGCGUACGCGUCAGCUUUGCCGACAGGUUACGAGACUCGGAUUAUCUUCAAACCCGACCUCAUGACGGCCACGGAGCAAGUACGAUACAUACCUCAGAGUCAGAGACAGUGUCUCUUCAGCCAAGAGCGGACCUUGCGCUUCUACCGGACAUACACCGAGCACAACUGUGCUCAGGAGUGUGAGGCUAAUGUUACGCUAGAGUUCUGCAAAUGUGUUCAGUUCUACAUGCCGAAGGAUUCAAAGACCCGAAUAUGUGGCCGGCAGGAUGCGGAAUGUGCUGAUAGUGCAAGAAAGGUGAUGGAGCAAAGAUUGAUAGACGACCGGGCCAACAUAUCUUCGUUUCUACUGAACAUGGCAAACGUGACGAACCGUGAAGCCUGCGGAUGUCUACCGGGUUGUUACGCUCUGAGCUUUGAGAAGACACAGUCCAACAGUCAACUGGCGGAGAAACUUGACAUAAGACACGACUAUCUAGCUGGCCAUGACUCCAAGUACUUUCAGACGAAUAUGGCAGUACUCCAUGUAUUUGUGGUAGAUACCCAGUUCACAGCAAAACAAAGAGGAGAGCUUUUUGGAUUCACUGAAUUUUUGUCCAACACCGGAGGUCUCCUCGGACUAUUCAUUGGAUUUAGUUUCCUCAGCGCAACCGAGGCCAUAUACUUUCUCACUCUACGGAUAUGGUGUUCCAAAAAACGUAGAAAACUGCCUGAAAUACCUCGAAUAAAAACCCAAGCAGUGGCUCCAUUCCCAUUUAUAAAUUAG
Molecule: messenger RNA, 1497 nt
Organism: Macrosteles quadrilineatus (aster leafhopper)
Lineage: Eukaryota; Metazoa; Arthropoda; Insecta; Hemiptera; Cicadellidae
Product: pickpocket protein 28-like
Exons: 10
Coding region: 1-1497 (498 amino acids)
Biological process (GO): sodium ion transmembrane transport
Cellular component (GO): membrane
Molecular function (GO): ligand-gated sodium channel activity
Source: RefSeq, a predicted model, not a curated record